CGUUACCUUUGUUUGCACAUUAGACGAAGUGCUAUCUUCCAUAACGGGGUUGUCUCUUUGACUGAUAGGCAGGGUACAAUCUAAUUUAUUGCCAUAAUCUUGUGGUUUAUAACUAGAAGCUCAAAAGCGGAACAAUAGGAUCUUGAAAGAAGGCUACAUCAUGGCAACUCUUCAAAGGGCCGGAUUUUAAGACUUCUUGAAAAAGUGAAAAUACUUUUUACUGCAAGUGACCCUGGAAUCACAAUAUUUCAUUUAAUUUACAGCUGCACCAACAUGUGAACGAGCUAUUAACCCGAUUGUUGCAAAUUACUAUGGCAAGUGAAAAAAUAUAUUUCUGUUUAUAGUUUUCCUAUUGACUGACUUGCAUGUUUUUGGCUCUUAAACAUCAGUCCCUCAUUGCAUUCACAAGGACAUUAUCAACCAAAACAAGGCCUAAAGAGGGAGUCACUUUUGACGUAGAAUUAAACUCCCAGUGACUCUGCUGACAGUGUCGAAAGCCUAAAUUUCCCACCCUGUUCUAGACCUAUAGCUAAUGGUAAGUUACUAACUCAUUCUCUAACAACUUAAAGGCAGCUUCUAAUGUUUGGGUACAAACUGAGGUUAAAAUAACAACAUAGGUUUCAAUAUCCUUUUUAGUUGCCUAGGUUUUCAAGAAGUGUAUAAGUGUAUGAUAAAUAUGACAUUUUAUUUGGAUAUACUUUUUUCUUCAACAGUUCCUGUAGGUGGAACAAAGACCAUAAUGGUCAACGUCUCAGUUAACAAUCAACAGGCUGCAUACACAUACCUCGGUAAAGGCUUUCCUUUACUGCGCCUGAUCAAGCUCUCAAAAGGAGAAGAUGGUAGUGGAACUUGUUACAUUGAGGUGCCUGAGUGCAAAGAAAAUUACCUUCUUAGACAUUCAGGAGAUAACACACUAAAUAUCACCCUAAGAGCAGUAACCAAGUUAAUGGAGGGCUAUUACAAGUUAUAUCCUUACUGCCUAGGAUCUAACCACAAUUGUACUACAGACCAACCGUUGAAGAGUUUUGUACUGACUGUUGAAGGUGAAGUCACUUUAACUCCUAGAAGUGAUUAACAUGUAACUUCUCCCCAUAAUAUCCAUACAUUAUCCAGCAAACAGGUAGUGAGAAUACUUGAACAUAUCAGGUACAAGAUGUUACCUUGAUUGAACACCAAAUUCUCAUAACCAAUUUACAAUUUAACAUUUUUCAUAACCAAUUUACAAGAAAAUGUGUAGCAGCUAGAGGGGAGAAUUAACAAUCAGAUCUUGGGAGUUAAUGGGUUAAUUUACUUGAUUUCAGAAUAUCCUGGUUGCCUCUUGCAUUGUUUUAAAUAAAAUACCUCAGGAUGUGCAUAUAUCUCAGUCAGCCAAGGGUACAUAUCUAAAGAGCAUCCUUGUCUGCAUGUAGCUAUUUAUUGAAUACCUCAAAAAUGGUAUUUAAGGUUUGUGCAAGCUUGGUGACUGUGGCCCUGACAGUGACCUGAGAAAUUAAUGCUGUGCUAAAUUGCGUGAUUGUGCAACUGAAAUGUGAUUGUCCAACCAAGUAAAUUGGGGCUCAUAUAUCACAGUGAAGAAAAAAAUUAGAAUAUAGGAUAAGGAAUUUGUGUUAUUAAAAAAAACCUUCAUUGCUUUAGGUUUGGACAUUUUCAUAUGGUAGAAUCAUAUAACUUCCAACUUGAACUUUUGUAUCUGUUUACUAAAAAGGUGAACAGCUGCAUCGUAACUUAAUGUAUAAACAGUGAUGACACAAACUUGCUUUUUCAUCAUUGCAGAUAAGCCAGAGCCAACAAAGGUGACAACUGUUAAGACAGACUCAGGCCCUACAGAACAGGUUUCUUCAGGUAAAAAGGUGUAUGUGAUAAGGAAAUACUCUAGAAGAAUAUAAUUAACUUACAAAUAGUGUCUUAGUUGCUGAAAAAACUUUCUUUGUGAGGUAAAUUUAGCACACUGUUUAUUAUACAGUUUUUCUUGCUUUAAUUUUUUCUAAAUGUAAAAAUGACAACAAGAGUCACAUAAUUAUGAUAUAGUUAUGAUUCAUCCCACUCAAUGCCUUGACUGGUGGGAGGUUUCACUGCAGCCAGAAUCUCAUAAGGCUUGUAUGACUCUUUCUUUUUUUACUUACUAUAGCAUGCAUGCCACAGACUUCUCAUUUUCCUUAUUGCAGGUAAACCAAAGAUAACACAGGCUACAACAGUUACAACCAGUACAGGUUCUCAAGGUAAAAAGGCAUCAUUCAUGCAGCUGGGAUGAUAAAUUAAGGAUUAAAUUUAGGUACCUAAUGGUUAAAGAAAAGAAGAUGGAGUGUGAAGCUUAAGCUCCAUCAUAUUGGGUUUGAAAUUUAAAUUCAGUGCAUCAGCAAAUUGAUUCACACAUUUAAUUUCACUUAGUUUACUACUAAGCUACUAUGCAACAUGAGGUAGCUACAUGUAUAUCUUAAAUUAAUAUGCACUUGGGUACUGUUAGUAGUUUUUUUUUCAAGUAGACAUAAACCAUGUCAAAUUUUGGGUUCUUGUGUUCAAAAGAUAUUUGAAAUUCUCAUGAAUUAUGCUUUUAAUUAUUAAUUUGAAAAAUCUAUCAAUUUGUCAGUCACUCACUCAGUCCUUUAAUCAACACAUGCAUGAUGUAUGUAAUGCUUAUUAAUUUAGCUGAAAGUUCAUCUGGAGUGCUUUUCUCUAAUGUGAAUCUCUCUUAAUGUAUCCUAAAAAAGUUAACUAGGUUGAACACAAUCAUUUAUAAAAUCUUAAUUAUUGCCAGUACUUCUUUUAAUCAUUAAUUGUACUUGUCAUUCUUUAACUUUCUUUUUCUUCUUUUGCAGGAGCAGAUAACACAAAUCAUGCCGUUAUCGCAUGGGCUAUUUCUGCUACAAUCAUAGUUGUCAUUCUGAUUGCAUUGAUUUCUUAUCGGUGUUAUCUUUCACAUUGCAAGGGAAAAAAAUCUGGAACUACAGGAACUGCUAAAGAAAUGGUUUAACCCCUCCAUUUCUCUCAUUUUUGUCUGCACUGAAGUCAUUGUAAUUUUGUAUCAUGUUGAAGCUGGAUUUUCACAUUUCUGUGCAAAGAUAUAUAAUGUGAAUAUUCCCCUGUUAAUAGGUACUUCAUCUAGAUUUAUAAGUAAAGUGUACAUGUUUGUCUGCACCAGACAAUUCUGAGAAAUCAUUUAUGGAGGGAUAUUCUGUAUCAUAAAUUCUUGUGUGACAUGGCAGUAGGAUUGGAGGAAACUUUAUCCCUACCACUGAAGUUAUUUGGACACAGCAAGCAAUGCAGAUUAAAAUAAUUUAGGCUGUUUAAGGUGUGGAUUUAAGAAUAUAAUCAUAUGUACAGUAUUACAAAUUGUAAAAUGAUGAGUCAUAUAUUGUACCUUUACUUUUAAAGCAGUAUUCAUAUUAUUUUGUUGCAUUAACUUGUUCUAUAACAGCCCAAAGGAUUGUAUUUCCAGA
Pocillopora meandrina is the source of this 3437-nucleotide messenger RNA. The record is from the annotation of a GenBank genome assembly. Lineage: Eukaryota; Metazoa; Cnidaria; Anthozoa; Scleractinia; Pocilloporidae.